Molecule: messenger RNA, 3649 nt
Organism: Phaedon cochleariae (mustard beetle)
Lineage: Eukaryota; Metazoa; Arthropoda; Insecta; Coleoptera; Chrysomelidae
Source: the annotation of a GenBank genome assembly
GGCGUUUUCGUUUUUUUCCCUUCGAAAGUGAAUAGUUUUUUGACUGAUGGAAAAUGCAGAACCAAGCAAGCAAAAAGCUCAUCGCGACAGACAUUCUGGACGAAAGACAGAUAAGAAAAAAGCAAAGAAAAAUGCCGAUGGUGCUAUAGUUGAAAAUGACGCUAAACAAAAGAAUCCCAAAGCAUUUGCAUUCAAUUCUGCAAUCAGAGCUGAACGCAGAUUUAGAAGAAAACAAGACAUAAAUACAAAAAAAGAACACAUACCUUUAGUUGACAGGACACCAAUAGAACCUCCUCCUCUACUUGUAGCAGUAGUAGGGCCUCCAAAAGUAGGAAAAACUACACUAAUAAAUAGUCUGAUAAAGUUAUUCACUAAGCUGCCUUUAACAGAUAUUAAAGGGCCUGUUACCAUUGUCACAGGAAAGAAAAGAAGAAUAACAUUUGUUGAAUGCAAUAAUGAUAUAAAUUCAAUGAUUGAUUUAGCAAAAGUAGCAGACCUAGCUCUUUUACUUUGUGAUGCUAGCUUUGGAUUUGAAAUGGAAGUUUUUGAGUUCUUGAAUAUUUGCCAAGUUCAUGGUAUGCCCAAGAUUAUGGGAGUAUUAACUCAUUUGGACAUGAUAAAAAACAGCAAAACCCUAAAAACUACAAAGAAGACAUUGAAGCACAGAUUCUGGACUGAGGUAUAUCCAGGAGCAAAGUUAUUUUAUCUUUCAGGGAUUUUACAUGGUGAAUACUUGAAAAAUGAAUCAAAGAAUUUAGGCAGAUUUAUUUCAGUCAUGAAAUUCAGGCCUCUUCAGUGGAGAACAACACACAGUUAUCUAGUUGGGGAUAGGUAUGAAGAUUUGACUAAUCAGGAACUGAUCAGGCAAAACCCAAAAUGUGAUAGAAAUGUUGCUCUUUAUGGUUAUGUUAGAGGAGUGCCAUUGAAGAAAGAAAAUUGGGUUCACAUUCCUGGGUUUGGAGAUCAGAAAAUUCAUGAUGUGUCUUUUCUUCCUGAUCCUUGUCCUCUACCUGAACAACUGAAAAAAAGAGCACUAAUAGAGAAAGAAAAAUUCAUAUAUGCACCCUUUUCAGGAGUUGGAGGUAUAGUGUAUGACAAGGAUGCAGUAUAUGUAGAACUUGGUGGAUCUCAUAGCUAUAAAAACCGGGAGGAAGAUGAAUCCAACACUAUUGUUGCCAAUCUCUUGGAUGUGAAAGAAACCCUGGAUGAGAAAAUGAAGCAUUCAGAAUUACAAAUAUUCACAGGAGGUGACAAAUUGACAGCUGAAGAUAUUGAUGAAAGUGAUUCAUUGAUAGCACCUGAAAAGAACUCUCAAACUCAUAGUUUGGUUGAUGAAAAAUUCAAACAGCUGUUGAAAAAGUCAUUUGAAAAGGUGAAUGCUGGUGAUAGAAUUAGAAGGAGGGUGGUGUUCAAUGAUAAAGAGAAUGUUGAUAGUGAUCAUGAUGAAUUACUGAGUGAUGCUGAGGAUCUUGAAAAAGAUAAUGAUUCAGAAGUUGAUCAACAAGAUAUGGAGAAUGAGGAAUCUGAUUCUGAAAAAGAGGUGGCAAAUAGUGCUAAUGAAGAAACUGAUGAAGAAGAGAGUGAAGAGGAUGAUGUAAAGUGGAAAGAUGAUUUGAUGAAAAAAGCUAGAGAUUCAUUUUUUGAGAGGCACUCUUCAAAUCAAAAUCUCAUGAAACUUGUGUAUGGUUCAUUUGACAAUAAAAAGGCUAUGGAAACUGUUGGAAUGGAAGAAGGUUCUGAUGAUGGUAUAGGGGAACUCUUUAAAAAAGUUUCAAGGAAUCAACAUGAAAUCAGGGAGAAUAAAGAUAUAAUUAAUUUAACAGAAUCUUCACUGUCAUUACCAUGGGAUUCUGUCAUGACCGACUGGACAGAUCCACAGAAAAUAAUCCUAAUUUCCAACUGUUUUGUAACUGGAAAAUGGAAAGAAAGUGAAGAUGCUUCUGAACUUUUGAAACUUGAUGAUGCAGAUUUGAGUGAUAAGGAUUCAGAAGUUUUUGGGGAUUUUGAAGACCUUGAAACAGGAGAGACCCAUAAAGCAAAAGAUGAGACGGGAGAAAAGCGUAAAAGGGAAGAAACUGAUAAACCAUCAGAUACCGCCUUGAUUGAAAAGAAAAAGAAACUAAAAGAAAGGUUUGAUGCUGAAUAUGACAACACUGACAAAAGCAAUCACUAUGAAGAACUAAAAAUGCAAAACGAAAAACAGUCACAGUUGAACAAGACUGUAUUUGAAGAUAUGCCUGAAGACAUGAGGGUACAAAUUGAAGGCUUCAGACCGGGAAUGUAUGUCCGAAUCGAAUUCAAAAACGUACCUGCCGAGUUCAUCCAACAUUUUGAUCCAACUUAUCCCCUGAUUAUCGGCGCUUUGAACAUGGGGGAAGAAAACAUAGGUUAUGUCAAUGUAAAGAUCAAGAAACAUCGGUGGUACAAAAAAAUAUUGAAAACCAACGAUCCAGUGAUCAUCUCAUUGGGUUGGAGACGAUUCCAGACUAUCCCCUAUUAUUCUAAAUUAGAGGAUGAUAUGAAGUAUAGGUACCUCAAAUAUACACCUGAGCAUUUGGCAUGUAAUGCUCAUUUUUGGGGGCCCAUCACUCCACAAGGAACUGGAUUUUUGGCGUUGCAAGUCAUACAGUCUGAUCAAGAGGCAAUGAAGCAUAUUGGUUUCCGAAUAGCAGCUACAGGAUCUGUACAAGAGUUGGACAAAUCAACCAAAAUUAUGAAAAAACUGAAACUAAUUGGUCAUCCACUGAAGAUAUACAAAAAGACCGCGUUUAUUAAAGGUAUGUUCAACAGUUCUCUAGAGGUGGCAAGAUUUGAGGGUGCUCGUAUUAAAACAGUCUCUGGAAUACGAGGGCAGAUAAAAAAAGCAGUGAACAAACCUGAAGGUUGUUUUAGGGCCACCUUUGAAGAUAAAAUCCUUUUGAGUGAUAUUGUUUUCUGUAGAACAUGGUAUAAAGUAGAUGCACCUCAGUUCUAUAGUCCAGUGAAUACUCUUCUGUUACCUCCAGAUAAAAAGGGCUUUUGGAAAGGUCUACGCUCUACUGGGGAGAUUAAGAGAGAAUUGGGAAUCAGAAAUGCUGCAAAUCAAGACAGUAUGUAUACAGACAUAGAACGAGAACAAAAACCAUUCAAACCGUUGAUCAUACCUAAUAAACUGCAGAAAGCACUUCCUUACAAAGACAAACCCAAACAUGGAGUUAAGCUGUCAGAAAUGAAAAAAGGCGUCCAAAGAGUGUCUGUGAUUCGGGAACCCCAUGAACAGAAGAUAUCUACUAUGAUGAAGAUGUUGAGGUCAUCUUAUGAUCAGAAACAAUCCAAACUCAAAGAAGAAACCAAGAAGAGGUUGGAGAAACACAGACAAGAAAUUGAAGCUAUUGAAGCAGAUAAAGGAAAGAAACUGAAACAGAAGAAGAAGGAAGUAUUCAGGAGGAAGAGUAAAGCUCAACAGAAAGAAAAAGAGAGGGGAUGAUUUUUAAAAUUAUGCCAGAUAUUUCGCCCAGAAACGAAAAAAGCUUGAGAAAUAUUUUUAUAAGCACUAGGUAAUGUAUAAAAUGUCGAUUUCCAUCAUUUAUUUUGAAAUUUGUACAAAUUGAAAAAUUUCUCCUAACACUUUUGUGAUUUUUUUGCGGUUGAAAAUAAAUCGCGAAAAUUU